Messenger RNA from Camellia sinensis, 2136 nucleotides. The record is from RefSeq and is a predicted model, not a curated record. Lineage: Eukaryota; Viridiplantae; Streptophyta; Magnoliopsida; Ericales; Theaceae.
AUGGAAGAUGAAUGUCAUAUGAUGGAGGCUGAAAGCUCAAAUAAUAUAUCAGCGCAAAGAAUUCAUCAUGUUACGCUGGUUGCUGACUAUAUGCACGCAGGUGUCUUUCCUAAAGCAUUAUAUAGAGUUGAAUCCUUACGUACAAUUCUUCAACAAAUUAGACAGCCAAACACUUACUCUGGUAGUUCUGUUUCUUUUUCUUGUGACUUCACAAAUUUUGGUUCGUUACGAGUGUUCGAUGCAUUGGGCACCAACAUGGGGCAGCUGUCAUCUUCAAUUGGUAAGUUAAAACAUCUGACGUACUUGAACCUUUCUAAAACUCUCAUUCGUACACUACCAAAGUCAAUUUGUAGCCUUCACAAUUUGCAGACUUUAAAUCUGAAUGGGUGUUAUAAUCUUCAGAGGCUGCCCAAGAACAUGAAAUCCCUAAGAAACCUCCGACAUCUUUAUUUUAAAGAUUGUGGAAAAAUACAGGACAUGCCUCCAAAGCUUGGGCAUUUAACUCUCCUGAGGACAUUAAGUUUAUUUAUCGUGGGUAAGAGUAGAGGUCAUCGGGUAGUUGAAUUGCAAUGCUUAGAUCUUGGAGGAGAACUGUAUAUCCGUCACCUUGAGAGAGUGAGAAACUCAACGGAUGCCAAAGAAGCCAAUUUGGUCGGAAAACAGAACCUCCGAAUCUUGAGGUUAUCAUGGGUAUAUAACAGUGAAUCAGAAUCGCAAGCAAAUGUUGAACAACUACUUGAAUCCCUGGAACCUCACCCAAAUGUUGAAGAGUUGUUCAUAGACGAUUACAGAGGUGCCCACUUCCCACCUUGGAUGGGGGAUUCAAUUUUUAAAAACAUAGUUUCUAUUGAGCUACGUAGCUGCAGAAACUGUUUAGUACUUCCAGCGUUUGGACAGUUGCCUUCCCUGCGAAAGCUUUUUAUUUUCGAAAUGGAUUAUGUGGAGUACAUUGACAAUUACUUCCCUGGCGGAAGCCCAGUUAGAGGAUUUCCGGCUUUGGAAGUACUUAUUAUUUAUGAGUUGCCGAAUUUGGUAGGGUUGUCAAGGGACGAAGGAAGAGAGCUACUCCCUUGUCUUCAAGAGAUAUACAUCCACGAUUGCCCAAAAUUGACCUUUCCGUGUCUUUCAUCACCAAAACUCUUGAAUGUCUGGAGUACCAGCAACGUGUUACUAAGUUCAAUCUCAAAUCUUAAGAAUCUGACUACCCUUUUAGUUGAUGGCGGGGACAUGAUUUCUUUUCCAGAAGAGAUGUUGCAAAACCUUGCUCUUGAAUCUCUAGAAAUUGGAAGCUUUAGCCAACUUAGAGUGCUACCUACAAACUUGGAAAGCCUUGUAUCUUUGAAGUCAUUGCGUAUCAGCCGUUGUCAUGAGAUUGAGUCUUUGCCAGAUCAUGCGCUACAGAGCCUAAAGUCUCUCCAACGUCUGACGAUUAGCCAGUGCAAUAAUUUGAGUUCUUUAUCUGAGAGUUUGGGACACCUCACUGCCUUGGAGGACUUGCGUGUUGAGGACUGUCCCAAGCUAGUGACUUUGCCAGACAGCAUUAAACAUCUUGUCUCUCUUCAAUACCUAUAUAUUUUGGAUAGUGAGUUGAAGACUUUGCCUAAAGCAUUGAAACAUGUCCCUGCACUUCAAUCUCUAUCUAUUUCUGGGUAUAAAGAGCUCACAUCACUGCCUGAAUGGUUGGGAAACCUUACGUCACUUCAAUCGUUGAGCAUUGUUGACUGUCCCAAGAUUCCAUCACUUCCACAUGGCUUUCAAAGGCUAACCAACCUCCAAACUUUGAACAUUGAUAGAUCCAGAUCCAGUCCUGAAUUGUUAAGGCGAUGUCAAAAGGAAAAGGGGGAGGAUUGGUAUAAGAUAGCACAUAUUCCAAAAAUCAAUCUAGAUCGGUUACAUGAACUUGUAAAGGAAGAGAUAGAGAAGAAGGAUUCGAGUACGGAGGAGUGGAAGAUCGUGAUGGAGAGAAGCUUCAAUCGCAUGGACAAUGAGGUGAUUGCAUGGAACGACAGCGUUCUGCGCCGAUUGUCGAUGCGAGCUCCAAACGCCGGAGUGCAACACAGUUGUAUCAACGGCGGUUGUCGCAGGCGUGACUCCCGAAAAGAUCAUCACCGCCAUCGCAUAGGAGCACCACCGUAG